Knipowitschia caucasica is the source of this 915-nucleotide messenger RNA. NCBI's taxonomy places the organism in Eukaryota, Metazoa, Chordata, Actinopteri, Gobiiformes, Gobiidae. The record is from the annotation of a GenBank genome assembly.
AUGGGGGUGUUGAGGACCACGCCUCGCAACUUCGGUCAGGCCCUCUCUGAGUCGGUGAACCUGUACCUCCAUCUCCUGCCAUCGUUCCUCCUGCUUCUGCGUUUCUUCAUUCCAACGCUUGCUCAGGUCAGACUGGAACCAGCUCCGCCCCCUUCGGAAUCACUAUCUGGGGUGAUUUCCGGUUCUGCGGGUUUUGGUACCUUUUUCGGCCCCAUCCUCGUCCUACACAACACGGACGGUUGUGUUCUACAGAAGUUCUCCGACGACUCUGCCAUCAUCGGACUCAGCUCCGAGGACGAUAACGCAGAGUACAGAGGAGUUAUACAGGACUUUGUGGACUGGUGUCAGCGGAACCACCUCCUCAUUAACGCGGGGAAGACGAAGGAGAUGAACCCCCUCCUCAUCAACGCGAAGAAGACCAAGGAGAUGAACCACCUUCUCAUCAACGUGAGGAAGACCAAGGAGAUGAACCACCUUCUCAUCAACGCGGGGAAGACCAAGGAGAUGAACCACCUCCUCAUCAACGUGGGGAAGACCAAGGAGAUGAACCACCUCCUCAUCAACGCGGGGAAGACCAAGGAGAUGAACCACCUCCUCAUCAACGCGGAGAAGACCAAGGAGAUGAACCACCUUCUCAUCAACGCGGGGAAGACCAAGGAGAUGGCCCGGCCCCCUCUUUUGGCCUUCUCUGUCUCUUCCUUGUGUUCUAUAUCUGCUGAGUCACUAAAGCUGAAGUCAUUGGCCACUGAGGUGGGAAUCCCGCUGAACUGCAUCAUGGCUCUGAAAAACUACAGCGAGGGGGAGAUGAAAAACAACCCAGACAUGGACACACUCAUCCUCACAGCGCUCAAACACAUUGUCCAAUUUGGAGAUGACUUCAUCGAAGAGAUGACAGACACAGCAAAUGGGAUUUAG